UCUCGCUUGCUUAUUUUCCGAUUGUGUCGUGAAAGUUUUUGAUGAUUUUAAUGUAUAUAAAUUAGUAAUUAACUCGCAUUAAGUAUAUUUUUAUGCAAUUACUGUGAUAUAGUUAAUUGAAGUAAUGGAACUACAAGACACGUACUAUAAUAAAUCUGAAUAUGUGGAAACGGCUUCUGGAAACAAAGUUAGUCGGCAGACAGUGCUUUGUGGAUCACAAAACAUAGUCUUGCAUGGCAAAGUUAUUGUCCAGAGUGAUGCUAUAAUACGAGGAGACUUGGCCAACGUAAAAACCGGAAGAUUCUGUAUCAUAAGCAAAGGAUCAGUUAUACGACCGCCCUUCAAAAAAUUCAGUAAAGGAGUGGCUUUCUUCCCACUUCAAAUGGGCGAUCAUGUGUUUGUAGGAGAAAAUACUGUGGUGAAUGCUGCUGUUGUUGGAUCUUACGUUUAUAUUGGUAAAAAUGUAGUUAUUGGCCGUAGAUGUGUGUUAAAAGAUUGCUGUAUGAUUGAGGACAAUUCAGUGUUACCGGCUGAAACAGUUGUGCCUGCAUUUGCAAGAUAUUCUGGCAGCCCUGCAAAAUUAAUCACAACACUUCCUGAAGCAAUGCCUGAUCUCAUGACCGAAUUUACAAAGAGUUAUUACCAACACUUCCUACCAACUACUGUAAAUUAGAAUUUCAAUGUUUAUGCUAUAUUUAUUCGUUCUAAACCUGUAAUUAUGUAAAAACAGGAAUACAACACUUUACAACCCUAGAAUGAAAAUAAAUGAAGAUCAAUAUGCAGUUUAUGAGAAAUUAACUGAAAUAAGAUGAAAUCUAUAUCUUUAAAUCUCUGGAUUAAUGAAAUAGACCUGUUUAAUUUUAAGUUAGGUCUCUUUUUCUUCAUAGGAUAUGAAAGCAUACUUAAUAAGGUAAAUUUAUAAAAAAAAACCACUUUCAUUCUGACAAUAUGAUUUGAGCAGCUUUGCAAAGUAUGCUAACAAUUUCACCUUUUUCAAAAGUAACAUUUGUAGUUUGAAAUCCAAUGUUGUGUAAUUUAAUGGUACAAAGGUAUGAUUUUAAAAAUGUAUAUCGCUUACAAACUAAAAACUAAUAACACAUUUGAUUUAAUACUAUGUUAAAAUAUAAUUUAUUAUAAUAAAUGUGCUGUUUCCUUUCAUAUUUUGUAUAUUAACCAUCACUACAUAGUAUAAAAUAAAGUCGCUUUCUCUGUGUAUGCUUAAAUCUUUAAAACUGUGCUAUGGAUUUUGAUGCAGUUUUUUUUUUCAUAGAUAGGGUGAUUCAAAAGAAAGAGUUAUAUGUAUAAUACAAGACCACACAGGCGAAGCCGCUAACAGGAAGCUAGUUUUAUAAUAAAAAUGCUUUAUUAUUUGGAUUACUAUGUCAUUAAUUAUUAGAAUACAUAUUGUUUUUAUCAUAAUAGGCAUACAUGAAAAGCAUACAUUUCAUACAUUGGAAAGAAAAAUUAGGAGAGUUUUGUUGUUAUAAUAAUUUUAUAACUCUUAUUUUGUUAAUUUAUUGAAAAAUAAUCAAUUUAUAUGUAAAUAUUGAUGUAUACGAAAAAUUUACGUAAUAUUUUUUUUUUUUAGAGAAAGUAAACAUAGAUUGCUAAUAGGGUAUUCUUUCUUUUUGAAGUAAUACCUGUUAGUGUUUAUUUUAAUGAUGAAGUAUUAAAAAAAGAUAGCACAAAAAGCACCUCCACUAGAUGGCGACUCUAGCAAAAGGUGAUUUUUGCAGGAAACAAAUGGACUGAAAAAAAAAUCCGUUCCUUUUAACUGACAAUGAUUAAAAAAAAAUGGAAAUUUGCAAAGUUCGAAACAAAUAUUAUAUGAGAUUUUUAUUGAAUUUUAAAACUAAUAUACUUUUAUACAUGAAAGAAAACCAGAAGGGUUGUCAUGGAGAAAUCAAGAAAGUACCAUAGCGACAUCUAGUUUGUUUUGAAAAAGCCAUAAAUCAAAUAUUUCGCAAAAAUAAACGCGUUUUCUUGGCUUUAAAUUAAAUCAAUAUUUAAACUGUUUUAUACCUGCGAAAACGCUGUCCAUCAUAUUCCUGAUGUCAUUGUGAUAUGUACACAAAUCACAUGCAAAAUGUAGAAUUGUAGAAUGUUAAAAGAUGACAAUAAAAUAAAAACAGUGCCAUCUAACGAUUGAUUACAAAAUAAAAAGAUGUAAAUAAGCUAAGAACAACGCCAUGUAUGAAUUUGAUUUAUAGGCAUAUCUUCAUGACUAAUCUGACAGCUAUCGCCACAGUGACGUCACACAAUGGCUAGCAAACAAAAUUUUAAGACUCAAAAUUAGAACCUUUAUGUUUAUUAUAAUAUAUUUUUAGUUUUUGUACGAUUUUGAAACUACCCUAUUCCAUAUAAUAUACGCAGAUUCCGCGACGAUAGUUUGUGGUAUCAUGGAAAAUGGUCCCUGAGGGCUAAAAGGCUUAGAACCACUGGGUUACAUGAUGGUUAUAUGAUGACUUGAUGGUACAGUCAAUACAAUAAUAAUAAAUUUGUUAAAAUAUCUAAAAAUUCUUCACAUGAUUUGAAGCCCUAUAAAGUUUUAAAAUGGUCUGAAAAUUGACAUUGUGGCUAACUGACAUGCCGCCGUGUGUACAUACAUUUUUCCAUGAGGGACCUUUCAUUGGGAUAAAAUUCGAAUAUUAUAAAACUCGUUCAGUAAUUAUUUGAAUGAAAAUCUAAAAAACGUUACGUACCCAUCUUUUUAAAAUUUUGCAUUUAUAAUAUUAGUAGUAGGAUAUUGAGUGAGUGAAACAGUAAAGUACAACCAUCGAAGAUUUUUACAACACUUAAAAAUAGAUAUUUCUAAACUAAAAUAAUUUAAAAUAAAAAAAGAAAUGUCUUUUUAGUUGACAGUAGAUCGACCAAUCCGUACAACACAUGGUUACUUUUUUAACCAAUAGGCG
Molecule: messenger RNA, 2912 nt
Organism: Diatraea saccharalis (sugarcane borer)
Lineage: Eukaryota; Metazoa; Arthropoda; Insecta; Lepidoptera; Crambidae
Source: the annotation of a GenBank genome assembly